Chara braunii is the source of this 1842-nucleotide messenger RNA. Lineage: Eukaryota; Viridiplantae; Streptophyta; Charophyceae; Charales; Characeae. The record is from the annotation of a GenBank genome assembly.
CGUGUGUGUGCCCACGUGCGUGUGUUUUCUGAAGUCGUGGAGAGAGAGAGAGAGAGAGAGAGAGAGAGAGAGAGAGAGAGAGAGAGAGAGAGAGGAGUGUGUACGUGUGUGCCCACGUGCAUGUGUUUUGUGAAGGCGUGGAGAGAGAGAGAGAGAGAGAGAGAGAGAGAGAGAGAGAGACGUGGACUUAUCGUUGUUUGUUCUACAAUUAGCAUAGGAGCGAGAGAGGGAGCGGCCUGUGUUACUUCGCAGAGUAGUUCUCUCCAUCACUGUCUUACUUUUUCUUUUGGGUGGGUAUCUUAAACCGUAAGUGUUCAUGUAGUCCGUAGCAUAGACUAUUCCCGUCCUUAUCGAGGGAGACGCUAACCUUCUCUCGGCUCAACGAACACUUUAUUACUUCUUUUACAUGUAUUCGCCUUCCGUUCUUUGUUAAAGCUCCGUGCAUCUGAAUCUGAGGAUAUGAUAUGAGGAUAUUUGGCAACACUCGCUAGCUCCUUGUUGUUUUCUAGCCAAAAAAAAAAAAAAAGGAAGUCAUGGCUAUGGUGCUCUGAAAGGAGUCUUUCUUGGAAGCGUCAGCGACUACUGCGUUCAUCAUUGCAAAUGCCCCGUACUCGUCGUCAAACUGCCAAAAGACAGGGUAGUUGUCGACAACAGUGAAGGCUAACGGAACAGAACGAUAACAAAGAGAAGUAGACGGAAUGUAACGGAACGUAAUGUGGAAAUAAAAUCACGAUGAAUGAUUCUGCAAAUUCGUUGCAAUCGAGUUUGGUGCCACAGAGAGAGAGAGAGAGAGAGAGAGAGAGAGAGAGAGAGAGAGAGAGAGAGAGAGAGAACUGCGCAAGGACAAGUUGAUUACAGUAUUGGCGUCACCCUUGGGUACGCCGUGGACUUCGAGAUGGAUCUGGCUACUCUGUCCUCCGUGUUGCAGAUGGCAACGAGCCAAAAUCCUGAGGAGCGAAAGCUGGGAGAGGAUAGGCUGGUGCAGGGCAGCGCGAAGACGGAACGGUUUGGGGUAUUCAAGAAACAGCGCGCAGUUCACUGGGAAAUCGUGCUGACCGAUGGAGGGAGGAGAAUGAAGCCGUUGAAGGAUAGCUCAACUUUGCAAAGUGGGAGCUUGAGACAAAGGUGUAGUAUUGCAGUGGGAGAACACUCUUUCAGUGCAGCAAGUUGCUUCGUUCUGUAUUUGCAUUUGAGUGAGACGACAAUAACACUGUUGCUUUUCUGAUAACAUUGAUGAAUGAUAAGUAUUGAUAAGUUUUAUGAAUUCGUGUUUCACCAUGUGUUGAGGUUGCGUUGGAUGAAAAGCAACCAGAGGACUUGUUUGCUUCUUUUGAGGGACUGGGUCGCUUGUGUAUGCGACACGCCAAGGAGAGAGGAAGCUUACGUAGCUGCAGGUCGCCAUGUAGCUAUGCUGAAGUAAAGGACUCAAAGACUCCACAAAGGAGUGACAUUCUUCAAUCAAAACUUUAUUGUUAUGCCCCCAUGCCUCUGGAGGUUUUUGGGAGGAGAGAGGUUAGGUUGGCUAGGGUGGAGAAGGUUAGAGAAGUUGGUGAGGGGGCAGAGAAGGUUCCUUGUUGUAGAAGAGACUCCUCCAUGGCUAUCAUUGAUGCGAGGAAGAAUAGUUCAGAGAAGACGAGAGAGGCUGGAGGACAUUGCAACAAUGGUUAUUGUGUACUAUUCAGAUUUAGUCAGAGAAGAAGGGAGAGGCUGGAGGACAUUGCAACACUUGUUCUUGUGUAUUAUUCAGAUUUAGUCUUUGUGUUCCGAUUCAUUCUUUUUGUGUUGAUGUUCAUUGUCAUUCACUGCUUUCACUGUUGAUUGGUUUUAUGUAGCACUUGAAUA